Priapulus caudatus is the source of this 3006-nucleotide messenger RNA. RefSeq lists its product as uncharacterized. Lineage: Eukaryota; Metazoa; Priapulida; Priapulimorpha; Priapulimorphida; Priapulidae. Bases 1 to 3006 code for a protein of 1001 amino acids. Gene Ontology annotation, biological process: proteolysis; DNA integration. The transcript is spliced from 3 exons. Gene Ontology annotation, molecular function: aspartic-type endopeptidase activity; nucleic acid binding. The record is from RefSeq and is a predicted model, not a curated record.
AUGUCUUCCCUGAAACAGCUGGAUAUAGGAUUAUUUCCUGAGUUUGAUCUGGCGGGAGAUCCUUCCAGUGUUGGUCCCAGAUGGCAAAAGUAUUUGAAAGCCUUCAGGCGGUACGCUAAUGCAAAAGGUAUCACUGAUGACGGUCAGAAAAGAGACUUAUUGUUGACAUGUGGGGGUCAAAGGUUACAAGAUUUAUAUGACACCCUACACCCAGAAGACUCCGAGGAGGAAGAAGAAGGGAUGGAGAGACAACUGUCAACCAAUCUGCUGGUGAAACAGGAGAUGGUGGAGGUGAAGGAGCAGCACCGGAAACUCCUACAAACCGGAAAACAGCUGACAUUGGCGAAAUUGCAGGAGAUUGCUUGUGCCUAUGAAGCUGUGGAGACUCAGUUGGAAGAAAUGUGUCCAAAUGAGACUGUCCAUAGAGUAACGGGUAAACCGCAAAGGGAUAAACCGAUUAAAGGUGAAAAGGACCGGGUGUAUCGGAAAACACUGCGACCAUCCCAAGCCGCCGAGCAGCGUGUAAAUUACGCUGAAACGAACCCAACAGAGGAAGAUGGUGACCAUGAGUACACAUUUUGUGUAAACGGUAAAACUGACUGUGACAAAGUAGAAGUCCAGUUGGGAGGGGUACCAGUGAAAAUGGUUAUUGACUCUGGUGCCAGUGCAAACAUCAUCUGCCAAUCUUUGUGGGAGCAGCUGAAAGAAAAGCGGAUCAAGUGUGCGUCACAGAAAUGUACGAAACAACUCUUCGCAUAUGGAUCUAAAGUUCCAUUACCUGUAAUUGGUACAUUUCAGUGCACAGCAGUCGUGCAAAAUACACAGGUGAAUGCAGAGAUCAUGGUUGUGAAAGGAAGUGGACAGCCAUUACUAGGGAAGAAAACUGCAAUGCAACUCGGUGUGCUGAAAGUGGGACUGAAUGACACAAUAGCAAGUGACAGCAUUGAAAAGAAAUUUGAAAAAUGCUGUACAGGGGUUGGUAAGCUAACAGAUUACCAAAUACAACUACAUAUCGAUGAGUCGGUACAACCAGUGGCUCAACCUGUCAGGAGAGCUCCAUUUGCGCUCCGUGACAAAAUCUACCAGAAACUGGAAGAACUGCUUAACAUGGAUAUCAUCGAGCGUGUAGAAGGGCCGACGCGCUGGGUAAGCCCAUUGGUGGUAGUACCGAAGCCGAACGGGGACAUUCGAGUGUGUGUCGACAUGAGGCAAGCAAAUAAAGCGAUCAUCUGUGAGCGCCACUACAUACCAACCGUAGAUGUGGUGCUACAUGAGAUGAACAACAGCAAGGUAUUCAGCAAACUCGACGUAAAAUGGGGAUAUCACCAAGUGGAGUUGAACCCGGAAUCACGUGACAUAACAACGUUCGUGACGCAUGCUGGAUUAUUCCGGUACAAAAGGUUAAUGUUCGGGAUAUCGGCAGCACCAGAGAAAUAUCAGCAUGUCUUAGAACAGGUUCUGGCCGGAUGCGGGGCCAGUAACAUUUCCGACGACAUUAUCGUUCAUGGAGAUACACAAGAAGAACAUGAUAAAUGCAUGCUGAGUGUACUGAAGAGAUUGAAUGAGCGUGGACUGACUUUAAAUAAGGACAAGUGCAAGUUUAACCUGACACAGAUAGAAUUCAUGGGACUUCUGUUGUCAACCAGAGGUGUGGGUCCAACCGAAGAGAAGGUCAGAGCCAUAGUGGAUGCUAGGGAGCCUGAAACCGCAGCGGAAGUACGUAGUUUCCUGGGCCUGGUCAACUUCAGUGCAAGGUUCAUCCCGGAUUUUGCUAGUGUGAGUGAACCGAUGAGGAGACUAACCAGAAAAGGCGAAGAAUUCAAAUGGGGCCCGGAACAGACCAAGUCGUUCAAAGAACUGAAACGUCGGUUGGCCAAUCACGAAACAUUGGCUUACUUUAGACAAGGGGAGAAAACACAGGUCAUAGCGGAUGUCGGUCUUGGCGGGAUACUGGUUCAAAUACAGGACGGAGAGCCCAGAGUUGUGAGCUAUGCCAGCCGCAGUCUCAGCGAUGUAGAGCGCAGGUAUUCGCAAACCGAGAAGGAGGCGCUAGCAUUAGUGUGGGCAUGUGAGAAGUUUCAUACGUACUUGUAUGGCAUCACGUUUGAACUAGUUACAGAUCACAAGCCUCUGGAAGUGAUCUAUUCAGCCAGAUCGAAACCAUCUGCUCGUAUCGAAAGAUGGGUAUUACGCUUGCAGCCAUACGUGUUCGAUGUCGUGUACAAACCGGGGAAGAAUAACAUUGCUGAUGCGUUAUCUCGGUUAACACAAGUCACAAAAGCACAGAAGAACGUGGCUGAAGAAUAUGUCCAGUUUGUCACUAAAGCAGCGACACCGCGAGCUAUGACGACACAAGAGAUCGAAGAAGAGUCAGCCAGGGAUGCUGAACUACAGGAAGUGCGACAAUGUAUCAGUCUGCAGAAGAAAUGGGAAGAUUGCAAGUCAGCAGGCUACAAACAUUUGCGAGAUGAACUAUGUGUUGUUGGCAAUGUAGUGCUGCGUGAUAGGAGAAUCGUCCUGCCAUGUAAACUGCGACCAUGGGCGAUUGAACUAGCUCAUGAGGGGCACCCAGGCAUUGUGGCCAUGAAGCAACUGUUGAGAACCAAACUGUGGUGGCCGAAUAUCGACAAAGAGGCUGAACGCCAAUGCCGUGCUUGCCACAGCUGCCAACUUGUUGGUAUGCCCAAUGCACGUGAGCCUAUGUCGCGAACAACAAUGCCCAAGGGACCGUGGAAGGAUGUGGCAGUGGAUUUUCUUGGACCGUUACCAAAUGGAGUAAGUCUGCUAGUAGUGGUAGAUUACUAUAGUAGAUACUUUGAAGUUGCAUUCAUGAGGAGCACCACCUCUGAGAAAACAAUUGAGGCACUGGCGGAAAUGUUUGUGACACACGGUCUCCCAGUGACACUCUCAUCUGACAACGGGCCACAGUUCAGGUCUGUUGAGUUCAGGCAAUGUUGCAAGGACAAUGGCAUCAAAUUGUGCAAUGGCACAGAGAGAGUACGCUGA